This is a messenger RNA of Puntigrus tetrazona (Sumatra barb), 1933 nucleotides long. RefSeq names its product zona pellucida-like domain-containing protein 1. Bases 117 to 1307 code for a protein of 396 amino acids. Lineage: Eukaryota; Metazoa; Chordata; Actinopteri; Cypriniformes; Cyprinidae. The transcript is spliced from 10 exons. The record is from RefSeq and is a predicted model, not a curated record. Gene Ontology annotation, cellular component: cell surface.
CCAGCAGUGGCUUCGAGAAAACAAAGGACCGUUAACAGCGAGGAUAACAUCGAGAUUUUCUGUGGGGAGCCGAGACUCAUUUAACGGUCGUUUUUGGACAUUGAUGAAGAGCAGACAUGGUUCUCCUCGGCCUCUUGAUUUUGGGUGCUCUUAUUAAAGGCCACCUGGCUCUUACCGCUGUUGAUUGUGGGUCUUCCUUCAGGCGUCCAGCGUACACCGACAUCGCAGUCUACUGCGGGACCCAGUCUAUAAAUUUGGCCAUCCAGGUUUGCCCGGUCAUUUACACCGGAUAUAACGAGAGUCUGUUGAUUCUGAAUCAAAUCAAAACGGAUCCGUUGUGUCGCGGGACGCUGGAUGCGACCGUCAGUCCCCCGGUCGUGCGCUUCAGCUUCCCGCUGAGACAGUUAGACGCCUGCGGCAGCGUCUUCCGCACCACCAGCGCUCCAGGGACGGGCAUCUUCUCGGACUUCUCUAACAUCCAGACGGUCAACAUCAGCGGGGUGGUCAGGUCUUUUGACCCCACGAUAGGAACGGUGACCUACAACGCCGAGCUGAGUUAUUUUUACUCCUGCGCCUAUCCACUCGAGUACCUGAUCAACAAUACACAAGUCGACGUGUCAUCCUCCUCCAUUGCAGUGAUUGACAACAAUGGUAGCUUCAUCAGCACUUUAAGCAUGCAGCUCUUCAAAGAUGUAAACUACACAGUUCCACUCGUUAUCCCAGCCAUUGGUGUUGAGCUCAGAACCAGAAUCUUUGUGCAAGUCAUUGCAGCAAACUUGACUUCACAGUAUCAUGUUCUGCUGGAUCGAUGCUAUGCUUCUAUCUCAGCCUUACCCUCCAAUUCAACCUUUUUCAACCUCUUUGUCCCGUGCUCGCAGGAUCAGUUUACCCUCGUGACGGAGAACGGAAACAGUCAGAAGGCCCGCUUUAGCUUCCCGGCUUUCCGCUUUGUCGAGCAACAGAACCUGACCAUUGCCACCUACUACCUCCACUGCAUCACCAGACUUUGUGAAACCAGCACCUGCGCCCAGUUCAAGCAAUGCAACAGGAGGAGGAGAAGGGAGAUACAGACAACAACAAUUAAAGAUGGCGUCUCAGACACCACCCUCAUCACCUCAGGACCUAUUAGGACUAAAGCAGACACCCCUCUCGCCACUAAGGAAGAAGCCGUGAGCAGUCCACAAAAGGCAAAUGGAAGCGGGGCGUCUGUAGGACUGGGUGUCGCUCUGGCCGUCCUCAUCUGUGUGGGCACCGUGGCCGCCCUCAUGGCCGUGUCGUUUUACCGGAAACUCAGGAUGCUUCGUUAACUUCCCGUGAUCCCAAAGCUCUUUAUGCGUAGGACCAAUACAACAGCACUGGUGGAGGUGGGAACUGGGGAUCCAUAUUAUUAAUAUCUGACUUUUUAAAUUAAAAAGCUUUGUCGGCAUAGCAGACAACACGAUUGUCAUUUGAAAUGCAAAUUCUGCAACCAAAAAAAAAUAUUUUAAUAUAUAAUAACUUAUAUACUUAAGGCACAGAUGUCUAAAUGCGCAACAUUUUAUUUUAACGCAAACAUGUACGGAGUGCAUUCAGUGGGAGAAAGAGGACAAAGGGAGCAACGCAGAUAAAAAAAAAAAAAGUUAUCCAUUUAAAACUGCUUUGAUUUUACUCAAGUCGUGCCACAUUCAAGGCUUUAGGAUUGACAGCUUUGAAAGAACGGGUGAAAAAAAAAUAAUCAUAAAGUUAUUAAUACAGCUGCAUGAAGAGCCUUGCUUUGAUUUAACUUGAUUAAGGAAGGAGGAAGGUUUCAUUUUGGAAAAAGAAUUACAGGAAUGCCUAUUUCAUAUGCGAUAUAUUACAAAUUCACUCAGUUGUCUUAUGAAACAUGUUUGUUUUUAUGUUUUGAGUUUGUACUUUUAUUGCAUGCAGUGUCAUUAAUAAAGGCUUGUAGGAU